Messenger RNA from Fusarium pseudograminearum CS3096, 354 nucleotides. RefSeq lists its product as uncharacterized. The coding region runs from base 1 to 354 and encodes 117 amino acids. The record is from RefSeq and is a predicted model, not a curated record. The transcript is spliced from 2 exons. Lineage: Eukaryota; Fungi; Ascomycota; Sordariomycetes; Hypocreales; Nectriaceae.
AUGUUCUCCAAGCUCAUCCUCGUCGUUCUCUCCGCCACCGCCGCUCUCGCAGCUCCCCUCCACCCUCGCACCCUCGGAUCCAUCACCUUCUACAACCCCGGCAAGGGCGCCUGCGAGGAAACCCACGGCGACGCCGACAUGGUCGCUGCCAUCGGCCGUGGUCUCUACGACUCUGGCGACUACUGUGGCAAGACCAUCAAGGUCACUGGUGAAGCCGGCGAGGCCAUUGUCACCGUCGUGGAUCGCUGCGAUGGCUGUGCCGACAACGAUCUCGACAUUUCCCCCGCUGCCUUCGAGCAGGCUAUGGGAGACAAGGACCAAGGGCGUGUGCAGGGAGAGUGGAACUGGGUCUAA